Molecule: messenger RNA, 324 nt
Organism: Fusarium venenatum
Lineage: Eukaryota; Fungi; Ascomycota; Sordariomycetes; Hypocreales; Nectriaceae
Source: RefSeq, a predicted model, not a curated record
AUGGCUCACAUUCACUCCCUUGUGAGCCUGUGUCUUAUCAUAUAUAUCAUCGUCUGCUUUGAGGUUUGUGGUUUUUGUUUUGCUUGCGAAGACGCAAGACCCAAGGCUCAAAUGAUCAAAAGUUCAAAAACAUUAAAUCAAUAUCGUGCUGGGCACUUGACAACAAUUUGGUGUUUAACGCUCAAUGGUGACCUGGCAGACUUAUGCGAAUUCAUCUGCAACAAGAUACCUGUAUAUUGCGAAAGACAUAUGAUCCAUAUUCAUGCAGCACUUCAGGGUAUUCUCGGCGUGUAUGUUAAUCUGCCGCAUUACGUUAUCGUCUGA